CCCGGUAGUUGCUCCCAGGAUCGGUGGCACCUCGGCCUUGGGGUCCUCGGUCGGGGCCAGAGACCCGGCACCGCGAGAGCGGCUUCCCCGCGACUGAGGGACGCGGACCGGACCGGACCCGAACCACCGAACGUCGUCGCCCAUGGCGGCCCUCGGCCCCGGCAGCCAGAACGUCACCGAGUAUGUCGUUCGCGUUCCCAAAAACACAACUAAAAAAUACAACAUCAUGGCCUUCAAUGCAGCGGAUAAAGUCAACUUCGCUACCUGGAAUCAGGCCCGGCUGGAGCGAGACCUGAGCAACAAGAAGAUUUACCAGGAGGAGGAGAUGCCCGAGUCUGGUGCGGGCAGCGAGUUCAACCGCAAGCUUCGCGAGGAGGCUCGGAGGAAGAAGUACGGCAUCGUCCUCAAGGAGUUCCGGCCCGAGGACCAGCCCUGGCUGCUUCGCGUCAACGGCAAGUCGGGCAGAAAGUUCAAGGGCAUCAAGAAGGGAGGUGUGACAGAGAACACAUCCUACUAUAUCUUCACCCAGUGCCCCGAUGGGGCCUUUGAGGCCUUCCCUGUGCACAACUGGUAUAACUUCACGCCGCUGGCCCGGCAUCGCACGCUCACUGCCGAGGAGGCCGAGGAGGAGUGGGAAAGGAGAAACAAAGUCCUGAACCACUUCAGCAUCAUGCAGCAACGGCGGCUCAAGGAUCAGGACCAGGAUGAGGAAGACGAGGAGAAGGAGAAACGCAGCCGCAAGAAGGCCAGUGAGCUGCGCAUCCAUGACCUGGAGGAUGACCUGGAGAUGUCGUCUGACGACAGCGAGGCCAGCGGCGAGGAGGGUGGCAGAGCUCCCAAGGCCAAGAAGAAGGCACCGCCGGCCAAGGGAGGCAGGAAGAAGAAGAAGAAGAAGGGGUCCGAUGACGAGGCCUUCGAAGACAGUGACGAUGGGGACUUUGAGGGCCAGGAAGUGGACUACAUGUCCGACGGCUCAAGCAGCUCCCAGGAUGAGCUGGAGGGCAAGCCCAAGGUCACCCAGCAGGAGGAGGGCCCCAAGGGCGUAGAUGAACAGAGUGAGAGCAGCGAGGAGAGUGAGGAGGAGAAGCCGCCCGAGGAGGACAAGGAGGAGGAGGAGGAGAAGAAGGCGCCCACGCCUCAGGAGAAGAAGCGCAGGAAAGACAGCAGCGACGAGUCGGACAGCUCAGAGGAGAGCGACAUCGACAGCGAGGCGUCCUCGGCCCUCUUCAUGGCGAAGAAGAAGACGCCCCCCAAGAGGGAGCGGAGGCCGUCGGGAGGCAGCUCUCGGGGCAACAGCCGGCCAGGCACGCCCACCUGCGACGGUGGAUGCUCAGCGAGCACAGCUGGCCGAGGGCUAAGAGGAGCAAGCUCUAAGGGGCAGGGAAAGUUCCAGAAGGAAGGGCCCGAGGGACAGACAGAGGGAGAGACAUGA
This is a messenger RNA of Puma concolor (puma), 1432 nucleotides long. The record is from RefSeq and is a predicted model, not a curated record. Lineage: Eukaryota; Metazoa; Chordata; Mammalia; Carnivora; Felidae.